AUGCCGCAGGACAAGCGCCUGAUUGUCACCAAGGCGGUUCUGUAUAAGCUGCAGCGCGUCUGUGCGGAGGGCGCAAACGGUGGCAGCAGCAGCAGCAGCAGCGGAGGCGCGGACGAGGAAGGCAUCUAUCUUGAGUUCAUCCUGCCCUUCGUCAUCACGGCGCAGUGCCCGCGGCUGGUGCGUGACCACCGUUUCCAUUUGCCGCAUCGCGUGUACGCCGCCAAUGGGCGGACCACGUGCCUGAUCGUUCCCAAGGUCAUCUCGCACGACUGCGGCAAGAUCAACAAGCGGCAUGGCUACUACGACGCGGUGGUGACGGCCGAAGCCAUCUGCAAGCGCGGCGACGCCGAGGCAACAAAGAGGGCACUCCGCGUCGCGGCCACAUUCAGCCAUUUCGUGGUGGAUGCCCGCAUACAGUCGAAGCUGCCGCACGCCAUCACGGACGCAGUGAAGGGUAGUUCGCCCUCAUCGGCCGCGGCUGCCAAUGCGGCGCCGAGCUCGGCAGUGCGCUGCCCGCGCAAGAUGAUCACGCCGCUAGACGGCCUCGACGAGCGCGAGACGCUUGGCUUCCGUCUCUCACAAGGCUCCACCGCAGGGCUGGUGGAGUUGCAGAAGCAGGGUCAGCUGCUCUUCCGCGUCGGCCAUGGCGGCAUGACGGCCGGUGCAGUGUGCGAGAAUGCGAAGGCGUUCGUCGUCUCACUCAAGAAGGAGUUUCCGACGGUGUGGAGGUACAUUCAGGAGUUCUCGCUGGUGUCCAACCGGACAGAGCGUAUCCGCUUCAUGGAGGUGCACAUUACCAAGUGA
This is a messenger RNA of Leishmania mexicana MHOM/GT/2001/U1103, 804 nucleotides long. RefSeq lists its product as hypothetical. The record is from RefSeq and is a predicted model, not a curated record. NCBI's taxonomy places the organism in Eukaryota, Euglenozoa, Kinetoplastea, Trypanosomatida, Trypanosomatidae. The transcript has a single exon. Bases 1 to 804 code for a protein of 267 amino acids.